Molecule: messenger RNA, 3180 nt
Organism: Lepidothrix coronata (blue-crowned manakin)
Lineage: Eukaryota; Metazoa; Chordata; Aves; Passeriformes; Pipridae
Product: BTB/POZ domain-containing protein 9-like
Exons: 6
Coding region: 71-613 (180 amino acids)
Biological process (GO): circadian behavior; adult locomotory behavior; modulation of chemical synaptic transmission
Source: RefSeq, a predicted model, not a curated record
UAGGUAUAUUCGAAUUGUUGGGACCCACAACACAGUGAACAAAGUUUUCCAUAUUGUGGCAUUUGAAUGCAUGUUCACAAACAAAUCCUUUACUCUUGAGAAAGGUCUGAUAGUUCCCACUGAAAAUGUUGCAACAAUUGCAGACUGUGCCAGUGUGAUUGAGGGUGUAAGUCGCAGUCGUAAUGCCUUAUUGAAUGGAGACACAAAAAACUAUGACUGGGAUUCAGGAUACACAUGCCAUCAGCUUGGGAGCGGUGCUAUUGUAGUACAGCUAGCACAGCCCUACAUGAUUGGAUCAAUACGGUUGCUACUUUGGGACUGUGAUGAUCGGAGUUACAGCUACUACAUUGAGGUUUCUACGAAUCAGCAGCAGUGGACUAUGGUGGUGGAUCGCACAAAAAUUUCCUGCAAAUCCUGGCAAACAAUCACUUUUGAUAAACAGCCUGCAUCUUUUAUCAGAAUAGUUGGAACUCGCAACACAGCUAAUGAGGCACUUCAAGAACAAGAAGUGUUUCACUGUGUGCAUUUUGAGUGCCCAGCACAAAACAGUACCCACAAGGACGAGAGUAGUAAGGAAGUAGCAUCAACAGAGGUGGGGACUGCUGGACAGUAGCUUGUUUCUCGCCCUGUUUGAGCUGCAAGCACUAGUCCCCUGCAUUCCCCUCCUGGAUCCACCUUGCGUUCACAUGCUCACCAACAAUAAAGAAGGUUGAAAGGGAGCUUUUGCAGCCUUGAUGACAUUCUGUGAAAUUAUUCAGAACCUUCUUGUGCUGGCACCUUUUCUUUCUUUGUGAACAAAGGAGACCAUGUCUGAAAGCUGGAAACGUUGAAAUGGAAAAGGCUUUUCCUGAGCACAUGAAGAGACUGCUUCACUCUCCUCGAUUUGUUCAAAUCAGGCUGGUCUUCAAGGGGUGAGAAAAUAGGUCUUCAAUCCUCAUCAAUUACCCCAUUAACACCCUACCUCUCUAAUCUAACCAAGGCAAGGAAAACAGAAGGAAAUAAAAGGCAGAGCUACAGUGGAAAUCUAAAAUUACUGGAGCAGAAUGGAAGGCAUAUGAAAUAAGUAUUUGUUCCCUAGAGGCUUUCAUUAGCAAAAAAAAAUAUUUAUGGAACACAUCAGUCCAGCAUAUAUGUUAUUCAUAUUCCUUUGUAACUAGUAAUCUGUUUUCUAAAUCAUUUUGACCCUGUAUUCCAGUUUGUCUCUUAUUUUUGGCUGUAGUCAAUCCUGUACAGUAGAUUAAGGAAGUAUCAGACAUGUUUACCUGCUGAGAUGCAAAUUCCCUCAUUCAUCAGUGGGAUGACAAGAAAAGCGUUCAUGAUAUCAACAAACUAAUUAAUGUAUCUGUAUUAAUCUUGACCUUAGUUGACUUUUCAAAGUACAAAAUUGUCAUUUCUUACACUCAAAAAGGAAAUUCCUAAAUCAAACAUCCAUCUUGAAGAAAAGCAUAUUUUUUCACUCCUGAAAAUGAUUAAAUUUUGCCUGCAUUUCUAAGACAACUUGCAACAGAUCAUCAAAAAUGUUCGGUUUAGAAAAGUGGAACUGCAUCUGGUCACUGACAAGCAGUUGUUCAAAUACAGAAAGAAGAAUUUGCAGAUAACUUACAUUUUUCCAAGAAAAAUUGUUUUACAGUCUGGAGCUAAAAAUUCACAGGCUAUGUGUGCAUUAACAUUUCUCAUGAGCCUCACAAAAUAUGAUGCUUUUGCGCUGUAUUGUAAAAAAUUUGGUUCUUAGUUUACAGUUACAGAAUUCAUUAUCCAUCCGUGUCUGUCUGGAUUGCAUUGCCUGCUACUUUGCUUAUUCUGUUUUCACACUGAUGAUGAUGCAGUCUCUUACUCUCUAGACCUGCAUGACUUUUAGGAAGAACUCCCUGUUGAUCUUUCACUAUGGGAUAAAGACAUUUUGUUUUAAGACAAAUGCUGAUGUAAUUGGCAAAAUUGAUUAGGAGGAUUGUUACUCCUCACAAAGUAUAUUAUAUUGGAAAUGUCAGCUAACCAGUUUUAUGAACUUGGAAUUUCCUAUGGUGAUAAAUAGCCUUGUCAGAAGAAAACAAAGCUGGUGCAGGAUAAAUACGGUUUUGCUUUGCAUAAUCAUAGUGAUAAAAUGAGUUAUAUCAACAUAGUGAAUUGUAUGUUAAUUUAUCACACUACUUAAUUUGAAAUAAUUUCCCUGUUGGAUACUAGUUGUGCUAAACCCAAAAAGAAAUAUAAUCGGUGGUAGCAGUGAAUCAGAGGAAAUUUCUAAUAAGAAAAGCGUCCCUUCUUCUUUCAAAUAAAAUUGAUUAGGCUUUAUCAAUAAUAUUACAGUAUUUUCAUUGCCAAAUUACAGUUUAGUUCAGACAUUUGCAUACAGUCCUCUCCCUUCCCACUGCUGUCUCCUGACUUGUGAAUGCUUGUUGGGGAAGAUGGAUGCCCAUUGUGCUGUAUAAAGCUUCUAAUGUAUGUGCUACAGCUGCCUCAGUCUGGAGUUCUGGGAUAGGAUUCUGCUUGUGACAGUCACCUCCUCAUCUGUGGGGCUGAUUACCUUAUGGCUUAGCAGCCUUUGGAGCAUGAAAGAAUUGAGACCAGCUACUGGGGACACCACCCUCUUGUUUAAGUAUAGGUCCAAAAAGUUGAAAUUUUUUUCCCUUUGAAAAGUAAAAGCAGAAAACUUCUCCUGUUGUAAUCCAUGCUGGAACUACUGAGAUGCAUGGAGUGUGUCUUGCCUUUGGUAGAUAUAAGUCCUUUUGUGUGAGUGAUGGUAUUUCUUUGCACUUUGAUCAAACAAGUCUGCUUUUGUCAAACUGUGGAGCAAAGGGCAUAAAUUUCUAGCUGUUAGUAUUUAGUAGUCACUGUUGUAGAGAAUGUUAAAAAACAAAAUUAGGAAAAGGUUGUGCCAGCUGUUCUGAGUCUAGGCUCCCAGAGAAAGAAUGGGAUUUUUCCAUUUGCAAUCUUUAAUGUGCACAAUUAAUUUUUAUGAUACAAAAUUAAUUUUUAUGAUCUUGUAGACUAUAACCUACUGCACAUCUUUUUGAUCUUGUCCUGUGACUCACUGUGGAACAGAAGUGUCUGUUUCCCAUGAUAUUCACUCUCUGCCAAGAAUAUGAAUGAACAUAUCUGAGAUUCCCAGAGCAAAAACUCCAAGGUCCUAUAGACCCUUCGUUUCCUUACCCCCAUAAAUCAAUAAAAAAACCAACAACUUUG